AUGUUCCUGGCCCUCCUUCUCGUCGCCCUCAUCGCCGUCCUCCAUGGGUGCUCUGCGGCGGUCGCUCCCUCGACGCCCGCAAGGCUCGGAAGGCGGCAAAUCCUCGAGGAUAUCGUCAAUGGCAUGAACACGACGGCGAACCAUGCAACACUGCUGGGCGUGAAAUUGUCGACGGACAAACAGUCCUACUACACCAUCGUUUCGAUGGGCAACAUGAGCUUUCGCGUCGCGCUUGACUCGGGCUCUGCCGAUUUAUGGGUGGUGUCCACGGCGUGCUCUAGCAGUGUCUGCUCCUCCAUCCCCAGAUACCAGCUUGCGUACGGCAGCUCGACCUUCCAGUCGGUGAACAGCAACAACUCUCUGUUCAAUAUCAGCUACGCCGAUACUACCUUUGCAUCUGGUUUCAUUGCGCGGGAGACUGUAUAUCUACAAAACUUGACUGUUCCUCAACAAGCGUUCGGUUUGAUGAACUCGUCCAAUGUUACGUUGAACGACGACAUAAGCGGCGUCAUGGGUCUUGGGUUCCCUCGUUUGUCUACUAUUGCGAGUACUGCCGCCAACGCCACGCCCAUAUUCGCGUCUAUGGCAUCACAGGGACUCCUCAACUACCCUCUGUUUGGCUUGUUCCUCAGCAGGAACGAGACUGGGAGUCUGACUCUAGGUGCAAUCGAUGCCUCGGUCGUCACCAACAGGAGCCUGAUCGAAUGGCAUGACGUGGUUCCGUUCGCACCAUUCAACGGCACCGACGGCACGACGGCGAGCUACCUCCAAUGGGCGAUCGAGCUCCGUCAAAUUUGGGUUAAUGGCACGUAUAUCAACCCCGCACCGACAUACUCUCAGUCAGAUUCGAAUACUUCUUUGGCUCUCUUGGAUGUCGGUUCUUCCGGUAUUUAUGGACCCUAUCAAGAUGUCGAGCGGAUCUUCUCUGGAUUCAGCGGUAGUCGCCUUGUUGACCAGACGAAUGGUCAAUGGGCGGUGCCAUGCGAUUCGAGCGAAACGAUAACGUAUAACUUCGGGUACGGCAACUUUACUCUUCAGCCUACCGACUACCUGGUCGGGCCUGUCGCGGGCGAUUCGUAUUAUUGUCUGGCUUGGCCGGCUGCUACUUCGCCCCGAUCUGAUGGUAUAGACUGGCAACUAGGCCAACCUUUCUUGCACACUGUUUAUUCGAUCUUCAGUUAUGGCAUCGAUACAAAAGAAGCACCCUUGAUAGGGCUGUAUCCUCUCAACAAUGCGACCGCAGCGGUGCAAUCGCCUAGUGUCGUCAGCUCUUACUUCUCCGCCGCAUCCGCAACCGUCAAUACGGCUCUUCCGAACUACCUCGUCCCUACGCCAUCAUACACGACCCCCGCUUACAUCUUCAACACGUCCGUCACCGCACCGCCCGGCCUGAUCGUCUCGUCCGGCCUCGGCGCCAGCACGUAUUCGCCUGUGCUUGGAACGGGAUACCUCAAUGUCACCGCUAUACCCACUGUCGCUCCCUCCCCGACGCUGCUCACUUCCUGA
Fomitopsis serialis is the source of this 1506-nucleotide messenger RNA. Its product is annotated as acid protease. The transcript is spliced from 13 exons. The coding region runs from base 1 to 1506 and encodes 501 amino acids. Gene Ontology annotation, molecular function: aspartic-type endopeptidase activity. The record is from RefSeq and is a predicted model, not a curated record. NCBI's taxonomy places the organism in Eukaryota, Fungi, Basidiomycota, Agaricomycetes, Polyporales, Fomitopsidaceae. Gene Ontology annotation, biological process: proteolysis.